Molecule: messenger RNA, 309 nt
Organism: Loa loa (African eye worm)
Lineage: Eukaryota; Metazoa; Nematoda; Chromadorea; Rhabditida; Onchocercidae
Exons: 2
Coding region: 1-309 (102 amino acids)
Source: RefSeq, a predicted model, not a curated record
AUGUUUCAUAUCAAGAAGCGAACAAGCCAAGGGCGUGGGAUAAACAUGAUCUUUCUGCCGAAGGUGAACACUCUUAGUAAAGACCAAGGGCCAAAGAUUGACAAUAAAAGAGUGAGAGGAAGAUCUGGCGAGACUAAAGAUACAUACAAACAGCUCAACCAACAAACAGAUAAUGUUAAAAUGACCAAGACUGUCAGCAAAUGUCAUCGACAUGACCGUUGCCACUUCAGGAUUCAAAGUGACCCAGUGGGCCUUUGUUCAGUUCGCGAUAAACAAUCAAGGGUUGUGGAUAUUGUUGGUAUGAUUUGA